AUGAACAGCCAGACCACGACAACACCCAAGACGACAAUAGCGAGGACGAGCACCAUACGAAGCGUACCGAGCAACGAAGGGUCCGACACAAGUCUAGCGAGCAAGAACAGCGUCGUGUCGAGUAGCGGACAGAGCAGUAUGGCAGCAGCAGCAGCAGCAGCAGCAGCAACUGCAGAAGCAUCAACAGAAGAAGGAGACACCAUGGGAGCCCACCACGACAACGGAGACACGACGAGGGCGGCGGAGGGGGACGAUCACACAGAGCCACCGAUAGCCAAGACACCGCCUCCGAGACGCAACGGUCCGGCAGCAGCAGGAGGCGUGCGGGUGGUCGAGAUGUCGCCGGUAGAGCCGCAGGAGCAGGACUCGCCGACGGACGGCGGCGGCAACGGGGACGGCGCAGACGGCCGCUGGGACUCGACCAUCGGCAAGGCGGGGCUGGGCAAGACGGGUCGGGUCAUCAACAAGCUGGUAAGCGACAACGACGCGCUGAAGCGUGACAUCAAGAUCGAGCGGCUGCGGGCGGAGGAGUCGAAGCUGGCGGCCAAGCUGGUGGAGGACAAGAUGGAGCGCAUCGUGAGCGACUACGAGAGCCGGCUGCUCGAGGCGAGCGUGACCAAGACGCUGCUGGCGCGCAAGGAGCGGCAGGUCGAGAGCCUGCAGGCGGCCCUGGAGCUGGAAAAGAACCGGGCCGAGGCGGCCAUUGAGCGCGAGCGCAGCUGGAGGCGCGAGCUUGAGAGGACGCAGCGCGACACCACCGCCCAGGUCGAGGAGGCAACCGCCCACUCCCAGCUGAUGGAAGGCAGGUACAACGCCAUCUCGUCGCACUGGCGCUCCCAAGGCGACGAGGUCAACAGGGCCAUCGCCGAGCACCGCCAGGAGAUCUACACGCUCGUCAGGGAGCGCCAGGACGACGACGCAAAGAUCCAGACCCUCCGCGACCUGUGCGACCAGCAAGACAACAAUAUCAAGCUCAUCCUGCAGGAGAAGGAAGAAAUCGCCCGCAAGUUUGCGCAGUACAAGCAGACUCAGGACGACGACCUGCGCCACAUACGCUCCAACGCGGCCGAGACCGAGGCCGAGCAGCAGAAGCUGCUCGACGACGCCAGAGAGGCUCUGCACAAGCUCAGGUGGGCUUUGAACGUGAAGCAGAAUGUCAAGGGGGCACAAUAG
Molecule: messenger RNA, 1173 nt
Organism: Geosmithia morbida
Lineage: Eukaryota; Fungi; Ascomycota; Sordariomycetes; Hypocreales; Bionectriaceae
Exons: 1
Coding region: 1-1173 (390 amino acids)
Source: RefSeq, a predicted model, not a curated record